Messenger RNA from Eleginops maclovinus (Patagonian blennie), 6019 nucleotides. Its product is annotated as potassium voltage-gated channel subfamily KQT member 5-like. Gene Ontology annotation, molecular function: voltage-gated potassium channel activity. Gene Ontology annotation, cellular component: voltage-gated potassium channel complex; membrane. The transcript has 14 exons. Bases 326 to 3331 code for a protein of 1001 amino acids. Lineage: Eukaryota; Metazoa; Chordata; Actinopteri; Perciformes; Eleginopidae. Gene Ontology annotation, biological process: potassium ion transmembrane transport. The record is from RefSeq and is a predicted model, not a curated record.
GGGAAAAGAGCCUGAGUUGACAUGUAACGCUAAAAAUAUCCCCCCCUACCCAUCUCCCCCAGACCCACACUGUAUCUAUCACUUAUUAUUUUUCACAUUGGACAGCAGCGUGUACAGGGAAGGCGCGUGGAUACCUUUUACGCGCGGUUGUGCAAGUAAGUGGUUCAACGAGAGGUUGAUGCAAAAAGAGGGCGGUCAAAGUGUGACGGUUAGCAGUGCGCCUGGCUCCGGCAGCGAUUACUGUCACAGACUCACACGUGUAAUGUGUUAGGCACAUGCUUGGAAAGACCUCCGUGCAGCACUUGAUGCAAGCUUUGGUGAUGCCAUGCCCCGGAACCACAGCGGAGACGAAGUCGGCGGCACCGGGCUCUGGAUGAGGACGUCGCCGGGGCACCGCACUGAAGACUACGGCUUGAAGGAUGUGGAGUCCGGACACAGGAUGAUGAACAACGCGGGAGAAGGCUUGCUGUCAGCAGGUGCUCCCGGGUCAGAGAGCCUGCGGGGGAAGCAGGGCGCCCGGCUCAGCCUGCUGGGGAAGCCGCUCAUCUACAGCGCGCAGAGUGGCCGCAGGAACGUGCGCUAUCGGCGGCUCCAAAACUACCUGUACAACGUGCUGGAGAGACCGAGAGCCUGGGCAUUCAUAUACCAUGCCUUUGUGUUUGUCCUGGUGUUCAGCUGCCUGGUCCUCUCUGUGUUCUCAACCAUCCCGGCUCAUCAGGACUUCUCCUCGAACUGCCUCCUCAUUCUGGAGUUUGUGAUGAUCGUGGUGUUUGGGUUGGAGUACAUCAUGCGUAUCUGGUCUGCAGGAUGCUGCUGCCGCUACAGAGGGUGGCAGGGACGCCUCCGCUUUGCCAGGAAGCCUUUCUGCGUCAUAGACAUCAUCGUGCUGAUAGCGUCGGUGGCGGUGGUCUCGGCAGGAAGUCAGGGCAACAUCUUCGCCACCUCAGUGCUGCGGAGCCUGCGCUUCCUGCAGAUCCUGCGCAUGGUGCGGAUGGACCGAAGAGGAGGCACCUGGAAGCUGCUGGGCUCUGUGGUGUACGCACACAGCAAGGAACUGGUAACCGCCUGGUACAUCGGCUUCUUGGUUCUCAUCUUCUCUUCGUUCCUCGUGUACCUUGUGGAGAACAAGUUCAACAAAGACUUUGCUACCUACGCUGAUGCACUGUGGUGGGGCACGAUCACCCUGACAACCAUUGGUUAUGGGGACAAGACACCAAAGACGUGGACAGGACGGAUGCUGUCAGCUGGGUUUGCCCUCCUGGGCAUCUCCUUCUUUGCACUGCCAGCUGGAAUUCUGGGCUCAGGCUUUGCCCUGAAGGUCCAGGAGCAACACAGACAGAAGCACUUUGAGAAAAGGAGAAACCCCGCCGCCUACCUCAUCCAGUGUGUUUGGCGUAGUUAUUCGGCUGAUGAGAACUCGGUUUCCAUUGCUACGUGGAAGCCUCACUUGAAGGCAUUGCAUACCUGCAGCCCUACGAAGAAGGAGCAGGGAGAGUCGAACACGAGUCAGAAGUUGAGCUUCAAGGAACGGGUGAGGUUGGCGAGCCCCCGGGGUCAGAGCAUCAAAAACAGGCAGACAUCUUCAGUGAACGACCGGUGCUCUCCGGGGGCCGAUGCUGGGACGGAGGGCACGAGCCCCGCCAAGGUGCAGAAGAGCUGGAGCUUCAACGACCGCACACGCUUCAGACCCUCGCUCCGCCUUAAGAGCCAGUCCCGCUCCACAACUGACGCAGACUCCAGCAUGGCAGGGGAGGACGGCUACGAUGAGAAAGGCUGCCACUGUGAGAUCUCAGUGGAGGACCUGCUGCCCUCCGUCAAGGCUGUCAUCAGAGCUGUCAGGAUAAUGAAGUUUCAUGUCGCCAAGAAGAAGUUUAAGGAGACCCUGCGUCCUUACGAUGUGAAGGAUGUGAUCGAGCAGUACUCUGCCGGCCACCUGGACAUGCUGUGCCGCAUCAAGAGCCUGCAGACCAGAGUGGAUCAGAUCCUAGGGAAGGGCCAGAUCCCUCUGGAUAAGAAGAUUCGGGAGAAGCUGCUCUCUGAUGGAGAUAUUUUGGAGGACAUGAGCAUGCUGGGUCGAGUCUGUAAAGUGGAGCGGCAGGUAACGUCGAUUGAGUCGAAGCUGGACUCCCUGCUGGACAUUUACCGUCAGGUCUUGCGUAAAGGCUCGUCGUCGGCCCUCACGCUCUCCUCCCUGCCGCUGUUCGAGUUGGAGCAAACCUCUGACUACCACUCCUCCGUCUUUAGUAAAGACCUCUCCAGCUCCACCCAGGUCAGCGGAGUGCCUCCCUCUGUCCGCUCCUCCACCACCUCCCACCUCUCACAGGGAGGACUCCACCUCAUCCUGGCCCCGCCGAAUGAGCUCAACCUCAACGCCUCCUCCUCCACCGGCCUCGCAUCCUCCUCCUUUAGCCCGUCUCCGCUGCCGCAUCACCACUAUCACCGCCGCCGCCACCCUCAUUACCCCCGGCCUCAUCACACCCAGGUCACUACGCCGGAAAGUGGCACUGACGAGGCUGUGGGGAGCUCUCCACCCAUCCUCACCCCAAAUAGUAUCAGCAGUGGCGGUGGAGUUGAAGAUGGAGGGUUUCCACUUCUGGCGAGGCUUCCGCCCCCGCCCCCUCCCAGCCGGAGUGGGGGCCCAAGCUACUUGCCACGAGCCACUUCAACAGAAAUGUCCCCUGACCUUGAGGACUUUUGUGGAGGUUUAGGGAUGCAGAUGGAGGACAGCGGUGUUGGAGAGGGCCCCCGGAUGGGGCUGAGCAGAUUGGGGCAGAAGCUACAGGGCAGCACCAACAGCAACGGCCAGUUGAACCCGAAGGAGGAGGGCUCCUGGAGGAGACACAUGAGCCUGGAGCUGCAGCCCCUGGUCCCGUCAGACCUUGGCUGCUGCUCCGGCCCCAGCCCCAGCCAGGUGAACCGAGGCUUGGGCAAGUCCCUGUCUGUUCAGGACCUGAUGCAGGCGGCCCCAGGAACCGUCCAGGACCCCGUACAUGGCCACAGCCUCUCGUCUCCAAGCCCCAGUACGAGCAGUGACUCUCCCAUCGGCUUCAACAGCCAAGACCCUGGGGGAGGGGGGGGCGGUGGUACUGGCAGGAGUGGUGGAGGAGGAUGGGGUGAGGAGGACCUCUUUAUCAGCGACAGGGACCUGGAUGCGCAAGGAUUUGACUUCCUGUCACUUGGGACUGCUGAGGCCCAAACCUACUCCUCGGAGCUCCUGCGGACAGACAGCAGAUUGGGGGCCAGAUCCCAGGGCCCGGCCAGCGCUCACACCUCCUCGCCCUCUGCUGCCAACACCGAAUUGCUAAACACGCCCCAUGUGCGGCUAAAAUAAACUUGCCUCCAUGCUCAGAAGGCACACAAAUGUCACCUCACAGACGGUUUAUAUCUUUUUGGGAGGGAGAGGGGGGGCGGGACCUCUGUUGUUAGUUAUCAUGUGGCUCCAUUUUGAAGAAUCACAGUGUUUUCAUACAGGCGGAUCAAAAAUCAUUGCAUGAGUUUUAAAGUGUGAUUGACAAAUCUGAAACAAAAGAUGAACACCAGAGAAAACUGAACCUGGUCCUGAGAGGCGGCAGGUUGAUAUGUGACCUUGUGACAGAGCAUGAGCGAAGCAUGAUUUCAGACAGAUGUACUGAGGUUAGCAAGUUUACACAGUAAGAAGGCAUGGCAACAUGAAGUUAUGGAACAACUUGUGUAAAAAAAUGGGGAAAAGAAUGGGACCAAAGGUGCCCACAUACACAAUCACAGGAAAGGCAAACUAAAGUAAAUGUUACCUCACCUUCAGCGAACUCUAUAAUCUCGGGUCUUAUAUUUUAUUCUCAUAAUAUUUUAUUCUGUCCAUUUUAUAAAAACAGAUGACCUCUUGAAGUUUAAUACUUCCUUCAUAUGAAUUACUGUCCUCUAAAACCCCACACCACAGGACCAUAACAGUGUACUUUUUGUAUUUUAAAAUAUAAGAUAAAUUACCUAAGCAUUCUAUGCGUCCACCAACCAGUACAGUUGCAGUUUAUAUGUCUGUGCAAAAUGUCAAGACAUCAUUUUAUCCUAUUUCACAUUUGUAUAAAGUUAUCAUAAUUAGCGUUUAAAUUGUUGGCCAAAAACGUGUCUUGUGAGGUCACAGUGACCUUUGAACUUGUACAACCAAAAUCCCAUCAGAUCAUCCUUGAGUCCGAAUGGAUGUUAAUACCAAAUGAAGCAGAGAUGUGACCAUAAGACUGAAAACCCUAAAACAUAUGGCCUCCACUCACGGCUGCCACUGGUGCCGGCAUCAUGAGAGUGAAGUCAUUCUCAGAAAUGACUUGAAGCAAGUUCAGUCAAGUUUUAAAAGUCUGGAAACUGAGUUGCAGCAUACUACCUACAAUUUCGUUCGAAACAUUUCUGAAACACAGCAUGUCAUUUACAGUAAAUAGGCUAAAAUGUGCAAAAAAACAGCUGACUGGUCCUUUCAUUUUUUUAUAAAAAAAUGGUGGGAAUCUUUGUUUUGGAACUGAUUGACAAACAAAUCUGGCUGUUGAUGAGUACAACAGAAAAGAGAAAUGACAGUAUUGCUCCUGCCAAAUAUUUGGAUUUCAUUUUUGCAACCAUGUUCGAAGCACACACACGCAUGUACACACCACCUGUAAACGCACAGUCAACAUUCAGAUCAGUCGUGCAUGGCGAGUUGGUUUUCCGGCUGAUGGAUUGAAAAACAUUUUGAAUGUCAUUGCUUGUUUUGAUGUUUUGUCAGAAAAUGUGUUUAAGAAAAAAGCACUCAGUUUGGAAACGGAUACACUAAAACAAAUGUUCAGAAAUGUACCUUUCUAUUACAUAUGGCUUUUUCCACCUAGUAUAUGAAAGCAAGAUGUCUUAUUUAAAGAGCCCCUAUUAUGCUUUUUGGGGUUUUCCCUUUCCUGUAGUGUGUUAUAGAGGUUUCUGUGCAUGUAAAUGGUCAGCAAAGGCUAAAAUCCCUGUGUUCCUUCAAGAGGGAUUUUCUCUCCCACACAUUCCCCCCCUUCCUGAAACGCCUUCUUUGGGCUCCUUUGUUUCCUUCCAUAACUUAAUGACAUCGCUAUGAAACACUCAUGCUUCUAUUGGCUAGCACUCCAACACAUUGUACUUGAUAGGCUAAGAGGCGGGACAUCUUAGCUGUUGACUUAUCACAACAGAGAAAGUGAGGUAACCAAUCAGAGCAGACUGGGCUCUGGUUUGAGACAGAGGGUGAAAAGUAUGUAGGCACAAAAUACAGAUAUGAACCUGAAAAUGAGCAGAAUAUGUCCUCUUUAAACCAUGUUUUUUUUCAUACAGUGUAAUGUGGGAUUAUUUUUAUCUCUUUGAAAUGGACUCAGAAUGUAUUCCUGUUGCAUGGUACAGAAUCAGGGGAAUCAUUAUAAUGCCGCCAGCUGCAGGUUAAUACCCACAAAGCAUCCAAAGCCAGUGGUGAACUCUCACUCAUAGCUUCUUAGUACCUCAAAGACCCACAUCCAAGAACAGAAUAUGUGAAGUAGUUUGGGGUCAGUUUGCUUUCAAGAGAUUAUAUUUUCUUUGAGAUAUUUCAAUAUAUUUUGCAUGAAGAGGUUGCCAUAUCCAGACCUAUCUGUAACUGAUGAUGAAUGCCAUUGUCAUUAAGACAUAUCACUAUUUAUGGUCCGAGCUGAUUGCAUCAGAAGUGCAGACCUUGAAAUGUGCAGCACAUACAGCAUAAUGGUGCCUUGCUUUUUUGGUACAUAUUCAUCUCCAUAUUUACAUUUUUUUUAAAGCUCAUUAGGUUCCUCCGAACAUAAAUGGUGGCACUGUCUUUUUCUUUUCUUCUAAAUGUUCUGACCUUUACAUUUUAUUUUUAUUUUAUUCAGAGAUCAUUUUGCUACUGGUCAUAAAACAGGCUUUUGACAUGUUAACCCUCUGUCUAGUGUUUUUUAAUUUAUUUAAAUUAUAUGCACAUACUUACACACUUGUAAUAAUCUAAGUAAGACUUAUGAAGCCUGUAAUGUAAAGGAAAUGCAAGUGAACUUUUAUUCUCAUUCAUCAAUAAAGGAAAUUCUAUGAA